Molecule: messenger RNA, 1562 nt
Organism: Phlebotomus argentipes
Lineage: Eukaryota; Metazoa; Arthropoda; Insecta; Diptera; Psychodidae
Gene: Paics
Product: bifunctional phosphoribosylaminoimidazole carboxylase/phosphoribosylaminoimidazole succinocarboxamide synthetase
Exons: 3
Coding region: 243-1523 (426 amino acids)
Biological process (GO): 'de novo' IMP biosynthetic process
Molecular function (GO): phosphoribosylaminoimidazolesuccinocarboxamide synthase activity
Source: RefSeq, a predicted model, not a curated record
UGCAAGUGAGGCUGCGCGUGGGUUUACUUAGUUUUUAUGUGCCGUCUACAUUCUUGUCACGUCGCGCUGUUUGCAGGCGUUCUGACUCCACUACAUACAUUCCCAUUAUCAGUACAACUCUUGCUGAACAAGCACGUUUCCCAGCCACUCAGUUAAGGCGCCUCUCUUCGUGCUCACACAAGUCUUCUCGCACUCCCAGUCGAGCUUUUCCUGCUGAUAACUUCCUCAUUGCCAUACUAAAGAUGUCUGCAAAGGAGAUUGGAGGUCACAAGCUGGGGCAACUGCUCAUCGAGGGCAAGACCAAGCAAGUGUUCGAUCUGCCCAACCGCAAGGGGCACUGCCUCAUCCUCAGCAAGGAUCGCAUCACGGCGGGCGAUGGCGUGAAGGCGCACGACUUGGCGGGAAAGGCGGCGAUCUCCACGCUGACGAACGGGCGGGUUUUCGGGCUGCUCAACGCCACCGGUCUCAACACGGCGUUCGUGGAGUCGGUCACGGACACGGCCUUUGUGGCCAAGAAGUGCGCCAUGAUUCCCAUCGAGUGGGUCUCUCGGCGCCUGGCCACAGGAUCCUUCCUCAGGCGCAAUCCGGGUGUGCCUGAGGGCUUCCGCUUCUGCCCGCCGAAGCAGGAGACGUUCUUCAAGGAUGACGCCAAUCACGAUCCGCAGUGGUGCGAAGAGCAAAUUCUGGCGGCCGGCUUUGAAUUCAAUGGCCGCAAAAUCGGCCGCGACGAAGUGGACUUCAUGCGUCAGUAUACCAUUGUUGUUUUCGAGAUUCUGGAAAAGGCCUGGGCCACGCGAGACUGCGCCCUAAUUGACAUGAAGAUCGAGUUCGGCGUCGACGAGGAGGGAAACAUUCUCCUGGCCGAUGUCAUCGACUCCGACUCGUGGCGCCUGUGGCCGGCCGGCGACAAGCGCCUCAUGGUGGACAAGCAGGUGUACAGGAAUCUCACGAGUGUCACGCAAUCCGACCUGGACACGGUGAAGCGCAACUUCGAGUGGGUGUCCAAGCAGCUUGAGGGCCUCCUGCCCAAGAACGACAGCCUCGUGGUGAUUCUCAUGGGUAGCGCCUCUGACACUGCACACUGCGAGAAGAUCGCUAAGCAUUGCCAGGAUCUGGGCCUCAACGUUGAGCUACGCGUGACGUCGGCGCACAAAGGCACACGCACGACACUCGACAUCCUGGCCGAGUACGAAGGGACAAUGGGAAAACUCGUCUUCAUCACUGUCGCCGGGCGCUCGAACGGACUGGGUCCCGUUCUGUCCGGCAACACGACUUAUCCGGUCAUCAACUGUCCACCAGUGAAUCCCGACAACCUCACCGUGGACAUCUGGUCCAGCCUCAACGUGCCUUCCGGCCUGGGCUGCUCCACUGUCAUCUAUCCCGAAGCGGCCGCGCUGCACGCCGCCCAAAUUCUCGGCCUGGGCAAUUUCCUCGUCUGGUGCAAACUGCGCGUGAAGCAGCUGAAGAACAUCGCGACUCUGCAGAAGGGUGAUGUGAAUGUUAAGGGCGUGAGAACUGCAUAAACACCUUUUCCCAAUAAAGAACCAAUACUUCUCUAAGCA